Messenger RNA from Aspergillus alliaceus, 1255 nucleotides. RefSeq names its product nitroreductase family protein. The coding region runs from base 468 to 1088 and encodes 206 amino acids. The record is from RefSeq and is a predicted model, not a curated record. The transcript has a single exon. NCBI's taxonomy places the organism in Eukaryota, Fungi, Ascomycota, Eurotiomycetes, Eurotiales, Aspergillaceae. Gene Ontology annotation, biological process: cellular response to oxidative stress.
UUAACUCCAAAAUACCCCUAUUUGAAUAAUUCGAGGCCACUUAAAGUCUAUGCGAAUGUCAUUGAAAGUUAAAAGUCUUUAGAUAUUAAUAAUAAUUCCGCUCUCCGCAUUCCUGUCCAAUUAACUUAAAAUACACUCUGACUAAGACAUAAACUUCGUUAUCUAAGAAUUACAAAGAAUAUCAACGCAUCAAAAAGGCAAAAGCAGGAAGUAACCCUAACGACGGACCAUGCAUGACAAAUAUUUACCUAAGAAUGCCCAAGUCUCCACGAGCACGAUCAAGCUCUUGAGAUCCUAGAUUUCGAUCUCUAGAACCAAUUGGAACUCGGAAUUGCCGCCUUCUACCAAACCCCGAUAUCUCCGAUCCCAAACAGCGUCAUUCUAUAAAUACUCAGUACAUCCCAAACAACCGGGAGGCCACAUAUCUUCCCCAUAACCAGCUAUACCCUCCACCAUCCACCACCAAAAUGUCCAAAGCUAGCGCCUCCCUCCUCGCCUCCCUGGCCAACCGCCGUUCCUACUACGCCCUCCGCAACUCCUCCCCCAUCCCGGACACAAAAAUCCAAUCCAUCGUCAGCUCCAUCAUGUUCAAAACCCCCUCCGCCUUCAACUCCCAGUCCACCCGCGCCGUCCUCCUCCUAAACGACCAGCACGAAAAGCUCUGGAACAUAACUAAAGAAAUCCUCCUCGCAAAGAUCGGGCCCGAACGCUUUCAGCAAACCGGCCCAAAAUUAGACGGGUUCAAGGCCGCAUACGGCACCGUGCUCUUCUACGAAGACCAGCCCGUGAUCGCCGAGCUCAAGAAGAAGUUUCCCCUCUAUGCGGAGAACUUUGAUGCGUGGUCGGAGCAUACGAGUGGGAUGCAUCAGUUGAUGGCGUGGAUGGCGCUGGAGGAGGAGGGGUUUGGGGCGAAUUUGCAGCAUUAUAAUCCGGUUAUUGAUGAGAGGGUUGCGGAAGCUUGGGGGGUGCCUGGGACGUGGAAGUUGAGGGCGCAGUUGGUGUUUGGGGUUCCGGAGGGGGAGAGGCCGGCGGAGAAGGAGAAGUUGGCGUUGGGGGAGUUGUUGAAGGUAUAUGGAGCGAAGAUUUGAGAUGGUUUUCUUUCUUCUUUCUUCUUGAAUGUAGUAUAUAGAGCCUGCAGGAUAGAGCCAUGGAUAGAUGUGAAAUUAAUAGAAUCGUUCCUGCUAUACAGAUAGAUCGGAUUUGACGGCUCGGAAGAGGACCAUGCUUGUAUCUCUGAACUUCGCGGAUAGAGGAC